Messenger RNA from Aspergillus lentulus, 3123 nucleotides. RefSeq names its product putative cullin binding protein CanA (gene canA). The record is from RefSeq and is a predicted model, not a curated record. Lineage: Eukaryota; Fungi; Ascomycota; Eurotiomycetes; Eurotiales; Aspergillaceae. Gene Ontology annotation, biological process: SCF complex assembly.
AUGUCCUCCGACUCGAUGUCCGACUAUUCCCACGAUGAGGAGCACGACCCCCAGGCGGAUGAGCUCCGCGAAACAGCUCUAGUGACGCUGGAAACUCUCAUAAGCUCCUGCAGUCAGCAAAUGCAACCUUACCUAGCCAACGCUGUCAAAUCCUCCCUUCGAUUCCUCAAGUACGAUCCUAAUGUGGCCGAUGUCGAAGACGAUGAGGAAAUGGGAGGCACUCAGGAUGAUGGCUCCGAGGAUGACGCAACAGAGGAACCCGACUUGGAAGACGACGAAUUCGGUGACUUUGAAGAUGAAGGAGGCUAUAGUGAUAUCGAUGAUAUGAGUUGGAAGGUUCGCCGCUGCGCAGCAAAGUUGCUUUACACUGUCAUCUCAACUUACGGGCGUACUCGCGCUUUGGACGACACGUCUUUAUAUCAGCAAAUCGCUCCCGCUCUCAUUGCUCGGUUCAAGAAGGAGAGAGAAGAGAGUGUGAAGCUGGAGGUCGUCUCAACCAUGACUGCUCUCGUCCGAAAGACCAGUGAAGGAGCUAUGAUUAUAACCUCAAAUGGGUUUCUUGAAUCAGUGGGAGGAUCGAAAAACUCGAGAAAGAGGAGACGGCAAGACAGCGAUGCUAGUAUGAUUGAUUUUGAGCCCAGCAUUGGCACUUCUUCCGCAAUCAGCACGCCGGUUAUCGCUCCAUCGUCGCCCAAGACCGGUGCUCAGGCUGAGCUAAGCAGGUCGGUUCCGGUUAUCGUCCAGAGUUUGGUGAAGAUGUGGAAGUCGGCUUCGGUGCCAUUGAAACAAGCCAUCAUUGUCCUACUGAAGAGCUUGGCUCUCGUGCGCUAUGGCGGUCUAGCAGAUCAUCUGCAGCAGAUCGAAGAUCCCAUUGCCGAUGUCCUGAAGUCUUCAUCCACAGGCAGCGCGACUGCGACCGCUGGCCCCGCUGUCAGUGCCGGAACCCUACAAACCGAAACACUGAGCCUAAUCGCUGCCAUUGCCGAAACUCACACAUCAGAUGCACUUCUGCCCUUCCUGAUUGCGUUGAUUCCGGGCGUGAUCGGUGCUGUCAACGACCGGAACUACAAGGUCAGCAGCGAAGCUCUUGGAGCUGUCGAGCAAAUCAUCAAAGCUCUGACCCCUCCUCGUGUCUCUGCAGAUUCUCGUGAUCUCGCGUCGCAAUUAGAGAAGCUGUACGAUGAGAUCCUCUCCCGUAUCACAGAUACGAGUGCCGACCUUGAAGUUCGGCAGCGGGCCAUACAUGUCUUUGGUGUCCUUCUGGCACGUACGUCUGGGGAGAAGGGUUCUGAUUUCCUGUCGUCAGAUCGGCGAUCAAAGGGUCUUUCUGUCUUGGUAGAUCGCUUGAGGAAUGAGACUACACGCCUUGCCUCUGUCCGUGCCGUGGAUGAUGUAGCUGUUCUCUGCACCAAGGAAACAGACGUUACCGCAGCCUGGGUCAGUGAGGUGACUGUGGAACUUGGUGCCCAGCUACGAAAGUCGGACCGCGUUCUCCGUGGUGCGAGCCUGGAAACUUUACGUAGCUUGGCCAUGAACCCAAGGACAAGGACCCAUUACGACGGAAAGACAAUGAAGGAGCUGGAGGACUGCCUUCUGCCUCUAAUCAGCGCUGAUGACUUUCAUUUUCUUGCACCCUCCCUCAUUAUAUUGGCAAAGCUCAUACCGGGUAAUGCCCAGCUUCUUGUCAAUGAAGGCUUGGUCUCUGCUCUAUGCUCUAUUGUUCUCGCUCCACUCGUUGGCACGGUGCUCAAGGCAUUACUUCUCCUGGUGAAGGUUAUCGGAGAGGAAGGCGCUGGAGCCGAAUUGAUGCAGAAGCUUCUCCGGGACGUGGGUAUCAACGGCGACACCUCAGUGGUUGGAAGAGCGAUUGGAACUCUACUUGUCCAUGGCGGUCCCAAAUUAGGCGUUCGGAUGGAGGACUUCUUGACCGAAUUGCAAACUGCGCAGGAUGCUCAACGGAAAUGCCUUGCACUCGCCAUCAUUGGUGAGAUCGGUCUUCGUAUGGGCUCCACGUGCUCCUUAACUCCGGAUCUUUUUAUCACCCACUUCGAUUCAAAGUCUGAUAAGGUCAGGUUGGCUGCUGCUACUGCCCUUGGAAACGCGGCCGCAGGUAACGUGAAGACUUACAUGCCCAUCAUUUUGGAUGGCCUUACGAAAUCAAACCCUCGAAGCUAUCUGCUUCUGCACUCCGUUAAGGAAUUACUCCAACAUCCCGAGAUUGUUCGCCCUGAUGUCGCUCCUAUUGCUGUCAAGUUAUGGCAGGCUCUCCUUCUGGUGUCGGAAGAAGAGGACAAUCGUGCCGUGGGAGCAGAAUGCAUUGGUCGCCUGGCAUUGAUUGAUCCAGUGGCGUACAUCCCGCAUUUCCAGGACUACCUCUCCAGUUCCGAUCCAAACAUUCGGGGUGUUGUCAUAUCUGCAUUCCGUUACACUCUUACUGAUUCCAGGGGCUCUUACAACGAUGUGUUGAGACCUCUAAUUGUUCCGCUCCUGGUCAACAUGCUCAGUGACCGUGAUCUUGGCAACCACCGCCUCGCUCUGACAACGCUCAAUUCCGCCAUCCACAAUAAGAUGAACAUCAUCCUGCCUCACCUUAGCGAAUUGCUUCCGGCGGUCUUUGGCGACACCCAGGUCAAACCUGAACUCAUCCGCGAGGUGCAGAUGGGUCCAUUCAAGCACAAGGUUGACGAUGGCCUAGAGCUGCGUAAGAGCGCCUACGAAACACUUUAUGCCUCCUUGGACACCGCGUUCUCCGUCGCGCAUGUUUCCGAAUUUUUCGACCGUAUCCUAGCCGGACUCGAAGACGAGCAAGACAUCCGCACCAUAUGCAAUCUCAUGACCUCGAAACUUAUCCCAAUUGCACCAGAAGAAACUCAACGCUACCUCGACCAGCUUUCGGAACGUUACUCUGCCGUAUUGUCCUUCAAGCCCAAGGAUAAUGCAGUGAAGCAGGAACUCGAGAAAGCACAGGAGGCCUCCAUGGGUAUCCUCAAGGUGACGCGAGAGCUAAGCAAGGCUUUCCCCAACGCUGAGGUCUCCGGUGAUCAUCACAAGUGGAAAGCGUACCUGGAAUGGGUUCGAAAGACCUUUGCUACCCAGCUCAAGAGCCUCGAGACGGAAUUCUAG